CGCAGGGGCUGGUGUCACCGGUCAUUCCUGCACGGGACAGUCCACCAUGGCCUCAGACCACCAGACCCAGGCGGGCAAGCCACAGUCCCUCAACCCCAAGAUCAUCAUCUUUGAGCAGGAAAACUUUCAAGGUCACUCGCAUGAGCUCAAUGGGCCCUGCCCCAACCUGAAGGAGACUGGCGUGGAGAAGGCAGGCUCUGUCCUAGUGCAGGCUGGACCCUGGGUGGGCUAUGAACAGGCCAACUGCAAGGGCGAGCAGUUUGUGUUUGAGAAGGGCGAGUACCCCCGCUGGGACUCGUGGACCAGCAGCCGCAGGACAGACUCCCUCAGCUCCCUGAGGCCCAUCAAAGUGGACAGCCAAGAGCACAAGAUCAUCCUCUAUGAAAACCCCAACUUCACCGGGAAGAAGAUGGAAAUCAUAGAUGACGACGUACCCAGCUUCCACGCCCACGGCUACCAGGAGAAGGUGUCAUCUGUGCGGGUGCAGAGUGGCACGUGGGUUGGCUACCAGUACCCCGGCUACCGCGGGCUGCAGUACCUGCUGGAGAAGGGAGACUACAAGGAGAGCAGCGACUUUGGGGCCCCUCACCCCCAGGUGCAGUCUGUGCGCCGCAUCCGCGACAUGCAGUGGCACCAACGUGGCGCCUUCCACCCCUCCAACUAGUACCCUCCCCACCAUGCCUCUUUCCCAGGACCCAGACCUGCUGCCCAGGAACCCUCCAGACCAACCAGAGAGUGAAUAAAGUGUGACUUGCAACUUG
Macaca mulatta (Rhesus monkey) is the source of this 761-nucleotide messenger RNA. RefSeq names its product crystallin beta B2 (gene CRYBB2). NCBI's taxonomy places the organism in Eukaryota, Metazoa, Chordata, Mammalia, Primates, Cercopithecidae. Gene Ontology annotation, biological process: visual perception; lens development in camera-type eye. The record is from RefSeq and is marked validated. Gene Ontology annotation, molecular function: structural constituent of eye lens.